AUGACUGAACACAUUGACAGCAAUCAAAUUAACAGCAAUCUUCGUUGUCGUUUUGAUUAUUUAUCAAAGUUUCUUAACUUUACUUCGGAUGAUAUAGCAAUGCUUAAUAAAUUCGCAGUAAUCAUUCUACCACGUGUUCCAGUUAUUGUUGAUACUGUUUAUAGAAAAUUACUUUCAUUUGAUAUAACAAAACAAUAUUUUCUUAUACGUAAUGAUGGUUUUGAAGGUCAUUUAACAAAAAAAAGUACAAAUUUAACAGUUGAUUCAGCACAAAUGAAAUUUCGAAAAGAUAUGUUAAGUAUGUAUUUAAAACGUAUAUUAACACAAACAGAAUGGAAUGAAAUAUUUCUUCAAUAUUUAUCUCGUAUUGGAAAAAUGCAUACAAAUAAAGCUGGUUCAGCAUCAAUUAAUAUUGAUUAUAUACAUAUUAGUGCAUUAUUUGGUUUUCUUGAACAUUUACUUAUAGAUGCUUUAUGGACAAUGGAAAAUCUUGAUAAUAAAAAUAAAUAUGCAAUGUUUGCAGCAAUAAAUAAAUUAUUUUGGAUUCAAAAUGAUUUUUUUUCCAUGCAUUAUUUAACAUCAUGGAAUGAAAUUUCAACUUUAAAUGAUACACAAAUAAAAAAAAACAAACAUUGUUGUUUUUAG
Molecule: messenger RNA, 645 nt
Organism: Rotaria sp. Silwood1
Lineage: Eukaryota; Metazoa; Rotifera; Eurotatoria; Philodinida; Philodinidae
Source: the annotation of a GenBank genome assembly